AUGGUCGCCCUCACCAUCGCAUCCCCAGGGAAGCCCACCGUCAACCUCGACUUCACCGCCGCACACCCCAAGGACGUCACCGUCAAGCAGCUCAAAAUCGCCGUACAGGCAAAGUUCCCCAAACUGGUUUCCAACAGGCAGAGGAUCACACUCCCAGGCGUUGCCAGCAAGGCUAUAGCUUUGACGGAUGAAGACAAGACGCUGGCCGAUUAUGGUGUUGGAGAAGGGGCCAAGUUGAGGUUGAAGGAUCUGGGGCAGCAGGUUGGUUAUCGAACGCUGUAUCUCUGGGAAUACGCUGGACCAAUCGUACUGAACCCCCUCCUGUUGUACUAUUCUCAUGCUAUCUGGGGACAGUACGACGCUUCUCCCCUUCAACUUACCGUCAGAAACUUGAUUGUGAUACACUUUAUCAAGCGUUUCCUCGAGUCUGCUUUUGUCCACGACUUCUCUCGUGCCACGGUUCCUCUGUCUUUCGUGUUCCGAAACUGCGCAUACUACUGGGGUAUCUGCGGUGGUCUGAUCGGCCUCACCCUUUACCGACCCGCUUACGCUCAACAAGCUCUGGAAGGCACUCUCUUGGGUGACUCGCGUUGGAUCACGUUCUGGACCAUCUUUGAACUCGCAAAGCUGUUGAACCUCAACGCCCACAUUCACCUCCGUUCCCUCCGCCAGCCCGCCGGUCAACCGCGUCUCUUCCCCACUGGUCUCGGCUUUGGCACCGCCGUUUGUGCCAACUAUUGGUUUGAGAUCCUUGGUGUGAUUGCUUUGGUCGCUAUGACUGGGUUCGACAUUGGCACUGUCAUCUAUCUGUGCAUCGGAACUUACUUUAUGAAGACCUGGGCGGACGGCAAGUACGCGAGGUACAAGAGAGAGUUUGACAACAAGGUAUUCCCUGGAAAGCGAUACAAGCUCUUCCCUCCCCUUUACUAA
Messenger RNA from Cryptococcus wingfieldii CBS 7118, 930 nucleotides. RefSeq names its product enoyl reductase. The coding region runs from base 1 to 930 and encodes 309 amino acids. The transcript has 7 exons. NCBI's taxonomy places the organism in Eukaryota, Fungi, Basidiomycota, Tremellomycetes, Tremellales, Cryptococcaceae. Gene Ontology annotation, molecular function: oxidoreductase activity, acting on the CH-CH group of donors. Gene Ontology annotation, biological process: very long-chain fatty acid biosynthetic process. The record is from RefSeq and is a predicted model, not a curated record.